AUGGAAACGUUUGGGUAUGUCAUCACAACGGCAACCAACUCUCAUAAGCUCGUCAAGGUUAAGCACGAACGUACGGAUGGGGUAAAAUGGAGGACGUUGAUUGGGGUGUGCUGUCUGCUCGGUUGGCUCCAGUGCUUGGGACUGGUGGAGGCACAGGUUCCCGGGUUCGGUCAAUGCCCGAAGGUGCCCGUGGUGGAUAAUUUCGACACCUACGCCUAUCUGGGCCGCUGGUACGAGCAGGAAAAGUACCCGUUCUUCUUCGAACUCGGCGGACGGUGUAUAACGGCUGACUACACGCUGAAUCCCGAUGGAACAAUUGGCGUUUUGAAUCGACAGAAAAAUUCACUAACUGGCAACGAAAAUUCAAUCAGCGGAUCGGCACGUAUCGUUCAGUCGGCGAAGCUUGCCGUUAAAUUUCCAAGCGCUCCCUUUAACGUAGAAGCACCUUAUUGGGUGAUUGGUACCGACUACAAAACGUUCGCAGUUGUUUAUGCCUGUUCGGAUCUUCGUGGGCUCAUCAGUGCAAAGGUAGCGUGGAUUCUGACACGUAAACGACACCCGGAUAUCGAGACGAUGAAGAAGGCGUAUGCUGUACUCGAUAGUGCCAAGAUCUCUCGUGCGUAUUUGACGAGAACUGACCAGAAGAACUGCGAAGAGGUGAAGAAGGUCCCUAAAAUAUUCAAAAGUACAACUAUUAAGGGAUGA
Molecule: messenger RNA, 705 nt
Organism: Anopheles coustani
Lineage: Eukaryota; Metazoa; Arthropoda; Insecta; Diptera; Culicidae
Product: apolipoprotein D-like
Exons: 5
Coding region: 1-705 (234 amino acids)
Biological process (GO): brain development; lipid transport; tissue regeneration
Molecular function (GO): lipid binding
Source: RefSeq, a predicted model, not a curated record